CCCUCCCUCCUCCUCCUCCUGCUGCUGCUGUUUGAGGGAGCGGAGCGGCUCGUUUGUGCGGACAGGCGAAGGGGCACCGAUUCCUUUUCCCCUCCCGGCCAGUCGCCCCGUCCCUCCCCGCCCGCCUUCCUCCUUCUCCCCCCCCUCCCCCUUGCCGGAGCUCCAGCCUAUCUUCAGGCUUCUUUUCUAAGUAAAAUGUCUAAUGGUUAUGAAGAUCACAUGGCUGAAGAUUGCAGGGACGAUAUUGGUAGGACAAACUUAAUUGUUAACUACCUCCCUCAGAACAUGACACAGGAUGAAUUACGGAGCCUGUUCAGCAGCAUUGGGGAAGUUGAAUCUGCAAAGCUGAUACGUGACAAAGUUGCAGGGCACAGUUUGGGCUACGGCUUUGUAAACUAUGUGACAGCAAAGGAUGCAGAGAGAGCAAUAAACACACUGAAUGGCCUGAGGCUGCAGUCUAAGACCAUCAAGGUGUCGUAUGCCCGCCCCAGCUCUGAGGUUAUCAAAGAUGCAAAUUUGUACAUCAGCGGGCUGCCAAGGACAAUGACGCAGAAAGAUGUAGAGGACAUGUUUUCACGGUUUGGCCGUAUUAUCAACUCGCGCGUGCUGGUUGACCAAACUACAGGUCUUUCCAGAGGGGUUGCCUUUAUCCGGUUUGACAAGCGGUCUGAGGCUGAAGAGGCCAUUUCAAACUUCAACGGCCACAAGCCUCCUGGUUCCUCUGAGCCGAUCACCGUGAAGUUUGCUGCCAAUCCCAAUCAGAACAAAAACGUGGCACUGCUCUCGCAGCUGUACCACUCGCCAGCAAGACGGUUUGGGGGGCCUGUUCACCACCAGGCUCAGAGAUUCAGGUUCUCUCCUAUGGGUGUAGAUCACAUGAGUGGGCUUUCUGGUGUAAAUGUCCCAGGAAACUCCUCUUCGGGCUGGUGUAUCUUCAUCUACAACCUCGGCCAAGAUGCCGAUGAGGGAAUCCUCUGGCAGAUGUUUGGCCCCUUUGGUGCGGUGACUAACGUCAAAGUCAUCCGCGACUUCAACACCAACAAGUGUAAAGGCUUUGGCUUUGUGACAAUGACAAACUAUGAAGAAGCUGCCAUGGCCAUAGCGAGUCUUAACGGCUACCGCUUGGGGGACAAAAUCUUGCAGGUUUCCUUCAAAACCAACAAGUCCCACAAAUAACUUCUCUCGUGGCUUUUUUUUUGUAUGGAAUAGAUAAUUGAGUGACGGAAAAGUUUGAAACCUUUUUUUGUUUUUGUUUAGCAUACAAGUCAUUUUGCGCCAAUUUUCACAAAGUUGUUUGUCUAGUCUAAACAAGAAGUGGAAAAGGGUUUUAUAUUCUGGGAUGCCACCAACAUGUUCAAAUGUUUGUUUUUUUAGUCUUGCAAUGUUCUAUUGGUUCCAGGUUCCCCCUAAGCGGUUCUUUUCACAACCUGCCCUUGAGCCCAGAAAUCUAAACUGAUGAUGCCGGCUAGAUCUCUAGGGUAGCAGUGAAACCAAGUCCAAAACACUUUCCCUUAAGAGACCGGUAGGUGGUUUCAUAGUAGAGAACCUGCCAAGGCCCAGAUUCAGUAGAACGUUGACCCUCCUCCCCAGUAAGUUCUAAAUUAAUGGUAGUAACUAUACUUACGGGUUGGCAGUGGAAGUUGUUCUGGCCAAGGCCUAAACCCUACCAAGCUUUAGUAUAACGAGGCUCAGCAAAGCUUGGAAGUGGAAGCAAAUUUAGCUUCCAUCACCUAACUCACAAAUUGCAAUUAAUUUUGUAGAAAGACAGCCUGAAUAUAAACAUGCUAGUGUUUUAAAAACACUGUUGACCAGAUUGGUUUAUCAUUGGACAAAACAAACUGGAAAGCCUUCAGUUUUCUCUCUUUUUUUUUUUUUAAAAAAAAUAGAAAUUAAAAGCCCAAUUCCAAUAAACAUGGACCAAAGAGUUUCAGAGUCACUCUGGGGAGAUAGCAGAGUAAAAAAGAAAUAAUGAAACUCCAAACCAGGUGUGAACUUCCUCAGAGUUCUUAUCUCCAAAUAGUACCUCCUGGUGCAUUGCUUUCUGAUAACAGAUCCGUGGCAAGAUUUAACUUCCUUUCAAAUACAAUUUUUAGUCUGAAUUCUUGAGUUUAGGUUUCUUUUAUAAAACCUUGUUAAAAACAUUUGAGCAUUGUAACUUUUUUGCAUCCCUUCUAAGAACUAGAUUUUUUUUUGUUUGUAUUUUAAUAGGGGGUUUGUUCUGCUUUAUAUACUGAACGUUCUGCAGAAGAGUACAGUAAAACAUGCAAGUUAGAGAUUUAACCAAGACAAAAAUUUAAUUUUUUUUGUAGAUUUGAGAUUUUAAUUAAUCCCCAAAGUUUUCUGCAGACUGCCUUGAAACUUUGAGUUCUGUUUUCUGUUUAAUUUUCUUUUGCUUUUUUGUGUUUUCAUUUGUUUUUACUUUUGCAUUUAAAAGCCAAUUAAAUUUGAUUUGUUUUUGCUCAAAUUUUGUUUUGGUUUGUUAUUUUAAUUUUUCCCCCCUACUCAAUACUGCACAGCAUCUGACAUUUAAAUAUACAAACCUCUUCAACGUAGAACGAUUUGAUUUUCAAGGAAAUAUGACUUACAUGUGUGCAAUCGGACAUCGCAUGGGUGAUGAUCCGUGGCUGGCUGUGGCAGCCAGUCUGCUUAACUGACUGAGUGUGACUUGCGGUUUGCACAGGGUUUUAGCAAGUUACAUAGCAAAGUCCAUAGUAUGCAAACAGAGCAAUAGCAUUUUGCUCAAAGAAAUCUGUUUCGCAACUGAAGUAAGAUCUUAGAAUCUGACCAUUGCAUGCUGGAAGCUGUUCUGCACAGUCUGGUGUCUGAGACCCUCACACCCCAAUUCUGUGGGUGUUGAUUUUCCCUGGGAUCAUUUCAUUUUCUUCCCUUUCUUGACCCAGCUUUAAAGCUACCUGUUGAGUUUCGUAAAAGGAUGCCUUGGUCUCCACCAACCUCCAGUUGCUUUUAGCUUCCCCAGAUCUCCCUGCCACAUUGACAGCUGGCCAUGUCAGCAUAGCUCAAGCUAUUCCCAGCUCUCCAACUGCCCAGGUUACCUCUUAAAUAUCCCAAACACACUACCAAAAGGAAGUUGCUCGGAGGACCUUCUGCAAUCCUCAAUCCGCCGGUUAUUAUUCUCAUGGAGAUUUCAGUUGCUGUGCUGGCUUGGAGUGGUAACCUUUGGUAGAUGCUGUUACAGAGCACUCGUGGUGUGUUUCAGGUAGUUAUCACUUAGCCUCUUCUCAAGAUCCUCUGCCAUCUUUCUUCAACCACUAAGGUCCAAAACAUGAGCAGAGAUUUUUCUUUACAAAAUCUUGAGCUUGCAUCCUGUCUUUCCACUAUCAUUGUGUUGUAUUGGAGCAUUGACCAAUAACCAACUUGACAAAUGACAGAUUCAGAGUAACACUUGCAGAUGUACUCAAUUCUGCCCUUUGGAUCAUUGCUUUGGUAAUUUACUUGGGAGAGCCUUAAAUCCUUCAGUGUUCAUGAGUCAAUUCAUCAAAUGACUUGAGUUGCCCAUUUACUCUAGUUUACCAAAUCAGUGUGGACUUCUUUGCUUUGCCCCUUGUGGGCCAUUUUGCUCUUGCCCAAUAUUAGUAGAUUGCAAACCACCCUUGUUCAGUCCUGCUGCCUUUCCCCACUGAGAAGAUAGUGGGGUCCAACGCCAUGACCCAUGAGAAUGAUCAUUGCAGAUAAGAACAUUCUUCCAUCUCUAGCUGUUUCUGAAGUGUGCAUGUAAUGGGACACACUGGAAUUUGAAGUCAUUGAGCACACUACUUUGUUAUUAGAUUCUCUUCAUUACAGGCUGAGAAGAUCUCAUGAAUAAAUAGGAUCCAGUCCUGUGGGAAGUUUCUCUGGGUGCCCCACAGAAGGACCUUGCAAAGAAAUUUUCCUUUAGAUUGUGGCCAUUGAUUUUUACUGCAGAGUCCUGACGCCUAUCAUUAAGUCAGUCUUUGAAGGGGAUAGUUUUUAACUCAACACGUGGGGGCGGGGUUUGCCUCUAAGAGUUCUUGCAUAGGGUUCCCUAGUAAGGCUGUUGUGAUCUCCUCAGCAUCUCUUAAAGAGCUCUUCAUCUCUGUAGGUCAGUUUUAACAAUACAAUCUGUGAAACGAUGAGUACUUUGUGCUUUUGCUGCUUCCAUCAUCUUGCAAAUUUUGGGAGUGUUAGGGGUUGCUUUUUUUCUUUCAACCCUUUCUCAUUGAGAAUUGGUCUUUGCUCUUUUUCUUUUUUUUUUUGGCGGGUACUUCACGAGAUCCUGAUUCACUGAUCUCUCUGCCACCUACACAUCAGCUGUGUUAAAGAAAGCAGGAGGGGGGGGGGGUUGCUGGCUAGUGAAUAAACCAGAUUUGGCUCUCCUUGGUAGUACUGUAUAUCAUGUGCUUUUGUGUUUUUGAACUUAGUUUUGUUGAGUCCAGUCCUAUUUCGUGGGUUUCAUCUUCCUGAUCCUACUUCCCAGGUCUUGGGUUCACAAAUUCUUGAGCCACUACCCAUUUCCUGUAACCAUGUUUGAGUGCUUCCUCAAAUGGAAUGCUUCCUGGAGCUUUGUUGGGCUUACAUGGGCUCUUGCAACAGUGUUCUGGUGUGAAACACCGGGGGGGCUCCCUUCUAAGAAUGUGACACAACUUCUAUUUUGAAGAGCCAAAGGUCCCAAGAAUUAGCAACAUACGAUUCGCAAAACGUGCCUGUUUUUCCAGGGUUGAAUUAUAUUUUUAGGUCAUGAUCUCGGUUAAAAAUGGAAAGGAAAGGUAAUGGGCAAUAGUAAUUUUUAUAAAAUGCAGCAUUUUUAAAAGUGAAGCCAGUUUAGAAUGGCACAAAACGCAAACAUUCUCAUGGGGUGUGUCCUCUUCCUGGUUUGUUAAUUUUACAGUUGAGGACCUGGAUUUUCUUGUGCCAGUGAAGAUUUGGCUUCAUAUAGACCUCUAUAGAAUGCUGGAAACCAAGUAUGUUGUUGCAUGUUGUUGUGUGCAGUGCAAAAACCAAUAGUUGCCCAGUUGGCAUGAGCUGGCAGCAGUGGAAGAAAUGUUUAGAUCCAUUCUUGUUACAUAGGUCUGUCAGUUUUCAUUUCUAUAUCCAUUCUCCUUCCCUAAAAAAGCUUCUGUUCAAAGAGAAUACAAAGGCAUGGUUAUCCACCAAACUUUACAAGAGAUUAUUUAGGGUAGGCCAGAGCAGGGUCAGUCACCUUCAUCUCGGUAGUGUGUCAAAGUUGACGUGGCCCCCAAAGAAUGCCAGGUGGGAUGAGAAGUAGGGACAGCCAGCUGACUUAAGAUAACAGCUCUUGCCUCAAUCUCCCCAGUUGAUGUUACUACUUUGACCCCAUUUCUUCAGUGCAGAAAGUGAAAGGACCUUGGCAAAGUAAGGUGACAUUUCUGGAAUAAGCUGUCGGUGGCCAACCUGUAGUAGUCCUUUACGUUGUCCGAAGUGGGUCUUUUGUCUUGAACUUCUUUACUCUUUCAGAUCUGCACCGUCCUCUUCUUUUUAUUUUCUAAAACAAAAAGUAGAUUUCUCUUUUUGGUAGUAAUAUCGGUGUUUGCAAACUAUUGCAAUGCUGGGGGCAGGGUCCAGGGGAAUGUUAUACCAUUUAUUUCAUAGAGAGCUACUAAGAAUUUGGAUGAAACAAAAAACCCAACCCCUGUUACCAGAGAACAGGAAAAUCCAACACUGGUGUGUUUAAAAAAAAGAAAGAAAGGUGAAUGCUCUCCCUGCCCUUGUAUGAAAAGCUACAAUACCUUAUCCUUGGGGGUCAGGAGACUAGAGCCUGUUGCAAAGCUUUGACCUUCACUGCGUUUUGUGGGUACAGUUGUGAUUUUUAUCAUUGCAUGUGCCAUUUUAGCACCCUUGGGGAUGAAGGAUGUCCCCAAAUUACACAGAGUGGGGAGUUAAUUUCCGAAAAUUUAAAGUGAUAAACUAGGUACAAAUAGCUAUGUACUUUUCAGGAAACUUUUUUAAAAAAAAAAUUAUAUAUAGUGUAUAAUCGAAGAUGGAAGUAUGGGCAACCAUUUCCAUUCUUCCCGUAUAUGUGGGCUUCUCUCUCCUGCUUUUCUUUUUAUUGAACUUCCUUUUAGGAGUACAGUGAUCGCUUCAAUACCCAAAAUCGGAGGCAUGCAUGCUGUUCCUUCGUCCUAAUUCUUUCCUCCCCCACACCCUUCUCCCACUAGUUUAGUUAGAGGAACAGAAUUUUACCCACCCCCAGGUAUGGAUUACCACCUGGGAUGGUGCUUGGGUUAAUUCCCCCACUUACAGCUGCCAUAGUGCUUUCUGCUGCAGAAGAACCUUGGUAGUCUCUUGGCAUUUUUGGUGCCAGGAUUCUCCAGUUUGCGAAGCAGCUGGAUCAAAAUAAAGAAACAAAGGUUUUCGUGUAUGUAUAAUGAAAUCCUGGAAGUCUUUUCCCCAGAAUUAUGAAAAUCCAUAGACCCAUGCCAUAUUCUCUUCUUCCUUUAUUUGUUUUUAAUCAAAACAAAGGAACUUUUGAUGUAACAUAGCUUUUCUUUUACAAAUCAGUAAUGAUUGCAGCUCAGCGUUUUCCCCACCAUCCACCAAAGGGUUGAGUUUAAAAUUAAGUUACACAAUACUCUUUAUCUGCCUUUUUGAUUUUUGUAGCACUUUACAUGUAUUGAAAUAAUCCUACUUUGGGCUCAAAUAAGCUGUAUAUUUUCCCCAGUGCAUGAUUUUUUUAAAAAAAAGUUGUGACGCCCAGGUGUCAAACCUGCAUCGCACAGUGUCUGCUUUGCUUUCACAGACACACACACACGGCCCUGACCUUCGUUGUCCACUGUGGUGUCCACCAUUGUUCCACUCCACAAACGACUACCAUGGACAGGUUUUCUGGAAACUUUUUUCUCUUUAUUCAGUGGAAUUUCUACAUUGUCAGUUUAAUGCUUUUUUAAAAAAAAAAACCCCGCAAACUUGAUGAUAGUGUAGCUGCCUCUCCCCCCCCCCCACCUCGAGUCCCCUGUAUCUUGAAAUACUGCUUCUUUACGUUUGAAUUAUUUUUUUGUCUCAAUUCAGUUUAAUCUGUUGCAGCAUUUUCAGUUUCUGUCACUAGAUCAUCUUUAAGGAGGAAAGGUGUUUGAUGCUUUAGAGUCAAACAUUUUAACCCAUAAAACUGAGUAGCCCUUGUGUGGGUUGGCUGGCGCCAGCCACAACAAUCCACACCAGUGCAUCCCACCCCCCCCACCCCCGGAUUCCAAUGUGGGCUGUAAACGGCGCCUUUCUAUUCUCACUUGGCUUCCUUUUGAACGUGUGUAAUUCCCCCCCGCCCCUUUUUUUCUUUUUAUAAAGUCAUCUGUCUGUGCAACAGAAGGCUUUUAUCGGUUUUUCCCAUACUGUAAAGUAUAUAUGCUUAAAACCUUUUUUUGUAUAUUCAGCGUGUUUUUAAGUUAUGGAUUUUGUUUUAUAUCAAAAUAAUUUAUUUUUCAGGUACCACGUUUUUUCAUUUUAACUUUGUUUUUACAUGGGUUUACUUUUAAAUAAAGUAUGACGCUGCUAUCCAGAUGU
This is a messenger RNA of Eublepharis macularius, 7491 nucleotides long. RefSeq names its product ELAV like RNA binding protein 1 (gene ELAVL1). Gene Ontology annotation, cellular component: ribonucleoprotein complex. Lineage: Eukaryota; Metazoa; Chordata; Lepidosauria; Squamata; Eublepharidae. The coding region runs from base 196 to 1176 and encodes 326 amino acids. The record is from RefSeq and is a predicted model, not a curated record. Gene Ontology annotation, molecular function: RNA binding. The transcript is spliced from 6 exons.